GACAUUUGAUAUGUAAGCGUGAAGCGUGACAUUUGUUGAUGAAUUUAAACAAUAAGUAAUAAGUAAUAAGUUUAAAAAGAUAUGACUGAAACUAUUUACAAAAAUGACAUCAGUUAAGUGGAGGUUGGAUAAUUUAAUCAAUGGAACUGUGAUGCAUAUUGAUAAAAGUGUAUUUUCUAUCGGUCGAAGGGUAGAUGCUGAUUUGUCCUCAUUAAGCCCCAAAAUUUCCAGGGAACAUGCAACCAUUCGCCUUUCAAAUGAAGAACUUUCUAUAAUUGAUCAUAAGAGUACAAACGGUACAUUCAUUAAUGGAAAGCAAAUAGGAACUGCUAUAUUCCGAAAUGGAGACAUUCUUUCUUUUGGCGGACCGCCGAACUUAAUAAGAGGUCCUGGGUUCGAAUCGAUCCCAUUUUUAUUUAAGGUGGUUAAAAUUGAUAAUCUGGCUUCAGGGCCUACUCAAGCAGAAGCUAGCACUUCCAGCGAUGUAGCCGAACGUAGUAAAACAGAAGAAACAAACAAUAUGGUUAACGGUAACAGUAUUAAGAAAGGAAAACCAGCCGUCAAUACAAGUUCUGCAAACAAGCGUAGCAGUAUUAAAGAAACACCAGUAAUUAACCAACAAAACUCAUCCUUUACAACCUCUGCGAACGAGUGUAUCAUAGUAUCCGACGGAGAAGACGACGAUUUUUCCUGCAGUCAGAUUUUUCAAAUUUCCGAAAAAAUCAAAGAAGAACCGGAAGAUUACGAAGAAGGUUUUAAUCCGUACCACGAUAUCAAGGAAGAACUCGAAUACUUAGAUUAUUGUAACGAAAGAAAUGUUAUAUCUAUCGAUUUGACAGACGAUGUCGACCAUUUUGAGAAUACCGUCGAUUUACUUGACGUUUUAGAAUCUACUCCGAAAAGAGGUACCCAAGAAACCCUUUAUGACACCCUUGCAGAUGGUAUAGAAACGCCAGCUUCUGACCUACUAGAUAUUCCAAAAGAAUUGAACGAAAAUAAUUCACAUACAGUACAAACAGCAAAAGAAUUGACAAUUAAAAAAAACAAUGGUGCUCAAGGUAAUUCAGAAAUAAAAUUAGCACAAUUAAGAAUACCUAUUAAUAAAAUGCCCAAAUAUCUUUUACCGCCAGUAGUCGAACCUCAUAAUGCCAGUUCAAACAAGGAGAAAGAGAAGAAGACACCAGCUAAAAGGAAAUCUACAGAAGUAAAACUACCGGAUUUGGGCAAAAUUAAAAAAAAUCGCAGGCACAGUGUAGCGUCCGACGUGUUAAACAAACCUCAAAAGAAAGAGGUGAGGGAAUUAAGGAAGCAAAAAUUGAAAGAAUUGGUUAGCAAAAACGAUGACGAUAAUUUUAAAUCUACCAAGAAAUCUCUGAAUGACCAACCCAGUACUUCCUCAAAUAUCGACUCACCCCGUGACAAUUUUAAAGCGACGAAAGCUCCAGAGAAACUUAAAUUUUCAAAUAUAGAAUAUUCCUCAACGGAUCAACCCAGUACCUCAUCUAACACUGCUUCAGGUAGCAACAAAAAUUCAAAAUAUACAAAAACUAAAAUUUCAACUAAAACACCUCAAUUAGUGAUUUCAAUUCAGCCUAAUAGUGAAGAUACCAAAGUUAAAGAUUCUACCGCACCUAAAAAUAAAAGGUUAGAUCCGCGACUUAAAAAAGUCGAUACCGUCCAAGACACCACCAUUUCGAGUAGUAACUUUUUACGGUCGGCGUCUUAUCAGACGCUAAACAAACCUUCAAUAUCGAAUCCCGAUUCGACCGUUAAUGAAGACAGGUCGGGAUUGAUCUGGCAAAUUGGUACAAAUAAAACCAUUCAUCAAUCAGUUUCGAAUAAUUUUAGAAUAGAUAUUAACGACGAGAUACAUGACUUACUCUCCUGGAACGUGGGAUGGUUACUGGAACAGCAUAACAGCGACGUGACUGCUCCUGUCAACUUUAACAAAACUUGCGUUCCGAUUCCAUUGACUUUUAAUGGUAUAGAACAUUACAUGAAAGUGCUGAUUCCUUUGUUGAACCUGGAACUGUGGCAGUAUAUCUACCAAAUAACUUUCGAGAAGGAAGACAGGAAGAUACCCUUAACAGUCCGUUUAGAACAUGAGAGGAAGGCCGGAAGAAUUAUGUAUUUGGAUUGUGAAUAUAUUCCUGCCCAAAAUAUGCCAAUGCCUUUCAGAUCCGAAGAUUUUUGUGUAUUAGAAAUGAAAUUGACUGACUCAAAAAAUUAUUAUAAAUACACAUGUUUCGGAUAUAUUAAGUCCAUUAGCUAUCGUAAUAGGCAAAAUGGCGGUGGAAUGGUAACUGUGAUAAUUAAGAAUCUUGAAAAGAAAAUAAGUAGUAAAUCUUUUAUAAUUAGAAUAUGUGCCAAUAUCGGAAACAAUACACGACUUCUUAAAACAAUCAAACAUUUGAAAUAUUCACCGCUGUGCCAACAGGUUUUGAAUCCGCUUAAUCUGAAAUUAACAAAGCAAAACAUAAAAAAUGUGAGCAUUAGGGAAACUCCAAAUUUAAAUCCUAUACAAAAAGAAAUAAGUUCUGAGGCCUCUGAAAUGGCAUUAGGAAAGUCUCCAGGUUUUUAUUUAAUCAAAGGCCCCCCGGGUACUGGUAAAUCGUCUGUGAUAGUAAGCAUCGUAUUGGAAAUACUAUAUAAAUGUAGAGCAAGGCGAAUACAGCCGCGUAUACUUUUAACAGCACCUUCAAAUACCGCUAUAGAUGGUUUAAUUUUAAAAUUAUAUAAAGCUAGAAUGGAGUUACCAGCACCCGAUCAAAAGAUGGUAAAAAUCGUAAGGAUAGGUCCGGAUUCGAGUAUAAAUGAACUUGUGAACAAAUUUACGCUCAAAUUUCAAGCCAAAAAGAAUAUAUUGAUUGAUAAAAAGUUAAAUCAUCAUCCGGAUUUUAAAAAAGUAUGCGAUAAUUUAUUGGAUAGCGAAGAGUUUCUAAAAGGAUAUCUGGGUAAUCAGUAUGCAUACGAGUAUCGAGUUGCUGAAGAUAAGAUACUACUCGGUGCGAAUUUGAUUUGUACGACGUUGAGUAGUUGUUUGAGCUUUAUUCUCAAUCAGCACACAAGAAAAUCGCAAAUGAAAUACACCUGCUGUAUUAUCGAUGAAGCUACUCAGUGCAAUGAAAUAGAGUGCUUAUCGCCAAUUCAACUGCAAAUCGAUAAAUUUAUACUCGUGGGGGAUCCACAGCAACUGGCAGCAGUUGUUUGUAACAAAGAAGCUCAACAGCUGGGCUUUGGCAAAUCUUUAUUUUCAAGAAUAGCCGAAAAUUUUCCCAACCGUCGAAUCUAUCAAUUUCCGAUCAAAAUGCUUUACGAUCAGUACAGAAUGAAGCCGGAAAUUUGCGACUAUCCCAACAGGGCUUUCUACGGCGGCACACUAAACUCUUUUCCGAAAUGUUACAACCCCAUAGAGCCGCCAUUGAAGCCUUACGUAUUAUUUAAUUUGAAAGGAAGCGAUAGUCCCUCUGGAGAUUAUACGAAUACGGAUGAAGUGACCUUGAUUUCUAACUUGUUGGACACUUUGAGGUGUUAUAUUAAGCCCACGUGUGUGUACAACAUUGGAAUUAUUACGCCAUAUAAAGCGCAGAAAGAAUUGAUUCUGAAACAUGUGGCAACUAUCAAGUUUAACCAAAAUGUUAAAAUUACGGUAAAUACAGUCGAUAGCUUCCAAGGAAUGGAGAAUGAUGUCGUCAUUAUUUCUUGUGUCAGAUAUAGUACAAACUAUUUUCUGGCCAAUAAACAACGCCUCAAUGUCGCGCUUACUAGAGCAAAACAGGCUCUAUAUGUUAUAGGAAAUUAUACUCUUUUUACGCAAUGUCCACCACUGUACAACUUACGGGAGGAUGCAAAAAAACGUAAACUCUUAAUUGACAUUAAAACUGAUUCAAGACGAUGUUUGUUGGAUAAAUAUAUUUUAAGUUGAAGAGAGACGUGGAGUUUUUUUACUUUGAUUUUUUUUAGGAUGAUCCGUUAUUUUCAAACUCAUUUAUCCAUUAAAUACCAG
This is a messenger RNA of Psylliodes chrysocephalus, 4006 nucleotides long. NCBI's taxonomy places the organism in Eukaryota, Metazoa, Arthropoda, Insecta, Coleoptera, Chrysomelidae. The record is from the annotation of a GenBank genome assembly.